Astrephomene gubernaculifera is the source of this 1109-nucleotide messenger RNA. The record is from the annotation of a GenBank genome assembly. Lineage: Eukaryota; Viridiplantae; Chlorophyta; Chlorophyceae; Chlamydomonadales; Astrephomenaceae.
GUGAACGGCAUGACUGAAUGCCACAGAACCAUUACUUGUCGGUGAACAUGGAUAGAAUGAAUGCAUCUUCCACAUAUGGCCCCAAUUGCGUGUUGACGAAGUCCGUUACGAUGAUGUCUUCUGCGAGCUGUUUCAAAUAGGCGAUCUAGUGUAAAUCGUAUCUAUAUCCCGAUAGCGGCUAUGGAGGCCGAGUUGCAGUCGGCCGUAUCCGAGUACCGCUCGCAGCUGGGCGCGCUGGAGGAGCUCCUGGCGGCAGACCCAGCCAACCAGGAGGCCAGGGAGUUGUACGAGCAGCUCCAGGGUGCACUGCAGUACACCCUGGCGGCCCUGGGGCAGGUGGGCGGAGGCCAGCAGGCGGGCGAGCAGCAGCAGGCGGAGCAGCAGGCGGGGCAGGUGGGCAGCGGCGAGCCGGAGGAGGAGCAGGCGGCAGGCAGCAGCAGCCCUAGCGGGGCGGGCGAGGGGGUGGCGGCAGGUGGGCACACCGCCAGCCAGCAGGCUGCUGGCUGGCUGGCCCCCCCUGCUGCUGCCCCGCCUGCUGCCGGCCCUCGCGGCGGCGCCCCCAACAACGCGCGCAUGCACCCCGCCAACCGCUACUUCCUGCGCGAGCCCGACUUCGGAGCGCUGGCGGAGCGGUACGAGCAGCUGCGACCGUACGUGAGCGUGGAUGCAGCCGGUCGCGCGCACUUCGCCUCCACCAGCUGGGCCGCCACACGCGCCCUCACCGCCUGCCUGCUGCGGCACGACUUCGGACUCGCAUGGUGGCUGCCGGAGGGGCAGCUGGUGCCGCCCGUGCCCAACCGGGCCAACUACCUGCACUGGAUUAAUGACCUGCUGCAACUGUCGGCGCCAGGGCCGGAAGAGGGUCCCAUUCGCGGCUUGGACAUUGGUUGCGGCGCCAACUUCAUCUACUGCCUUCUAGGCGCCGCACUGUACGGGUGGAGGAUGGUGGGAGUGGACGUCACGCAGGUCGCCGUACAGUGCUGCCGCAAGCUCAUUGCCGACAACCCCCAGGUGGCCCCGCUGCUGGAGGUCCGCGACCUCUCGCACCUCCACCCGCACCUGCAGGGGGCUGCGGCGGCAGCGCCCGCGGGCACACACCCCGAGGCGAC